Exaiptasia diaphana is the source of this 1317-nucleotide messenger RNA. Its product is annotated as L-threonine 3-dehydrogenase. Gene Ontology annotation, molecular function: oxidoreductase activity; zinc ion binding. The transcript is spliced from 12 exons. The record is from RefSeq and is a predicted model, not a curated record. NCBI's taxonomy places the organism in Eukaryota, Metazoa, Cnidaria, Anthozoa, Actiniaria, Aiptasiidae. The coding region runs from base 5 to 1054 and encodes 349 amino acids.
GACAAUGAAGGUACUCAUCAAGGAAGAAGAAAAAGUUGGCUAUAAUUAUAAAGAAUGGCCAAUACCCGAACCACAAGAUGGAGAAUUACUUGUUAAAGUACUGGUAUCUUCAAUAUGUGGCUCAGAUAUAGCACUCUAUAACUGGAACGAAGUGGCAAAGAAUAUAGCUACAUUGCCAUUUAUGCCAGGACAUGAGUGUGUUGGUGAGGUAGUUAAUGUUGGGCCAGGGUGUGGUGAUGAAUUCCAAGUUGGUAAUCAUGUGUGCUGUGAAAAUCACUUUUACUGUGGAGAGUGCUACCAGUGUCUGCAUGAUCAAAGGCAUAUCUGUCAAAACUUAAAUCAGUUUGGACAUGGAAGAGGAACAAUUUACGGAGGCUGUUCACAGUUUACCAUAAUUCCCGCUCGGUAUGCCUACCGACUAAAAACAAACCUUGAACCAAGAAAAGCUUGUCUAUUAGAGCCAUUUGGAGUUGCGCAUCAAGCGAUGGAAGCAUUAAAACCAUCCAAGGAGACAGUUCUUGUUAUAGGCUGUGGACCUGUUGGUCUCCUUGCAGUGGGGAUUGCUAAAGCAAUGGGUGCAGAAAAAAUMAUUGCUACAGAUAUCAAUCCUGACAGACUUGAAAAGGCAAAGCAAAUGGGUGCUGAUGUGUUAGUGAACAAUUUGGAGGAAAAUCUCAAAGAAAUAGUUCUUAGGGAAACAUCAGGAGAUGGUGCUGGAAGAUUGGUGGAAUGUUCUGGUUCACCUAAUAUGGUGAACAGUAGCUUUUCUUUUCUAAGAAAAGGAGGGAGAAUUGUUCUUGUUGGGUUACCAAAGGCACCUCUCCAUGUUGAAAACGUGUUGUCUGAUGUCAUCUUCAAGUCUGUCACGUUGAAGACUGUCCACGGUCGAAAGAUCUUCAGCACAUGGGAAAAGUCAGAGCAACUCAUUUAUCAGAACAAGGUUAAUGUGACUCCACUUAUAACACAUGAACUGCCAAUGAGUCAAUAUGAWAAGGCAUUUCAGUUGCUUUUCAAAGGAGAAGGUUGCAAAAUUCUAAUGGAUCCACAAAGCUGACGUACUUAUACAAAUUUAAAGUUGACUAUUUUUAUUCAUAAAAUUAAUAAUAUAAAUCCAAAUGCAAUAGAUGCAAUUAAUCUGUUAAACAAAUAAUACUAAUUAUUUCUAGAAUUUAGUAGUAAUAACACUUUUUUGUACUUUUUGAGUUUUACAGUUUAAGUGCAUCCRCUCUAUYGAAAUUUAGGAAAUAUAUACAAUAMUGAAGAAUGUUUUAUAAAAAUGUAAAAUAGAUCAAUUCUGAAUUAAAAGGAGAUUUUAUC